AUGCUGGCCGGGCGGGCCGUGGCUCUCCUGUCGCUGACCUGGAGCGCCUACCAGAGCCUGGCCAUCCCCCGGGUCACACAAUGUGGCCUCUCCUGCUCCCAGGGCUUCGUCUGCAGGAGCCGCCGGAACCGGAGCAUACUGAACAGCUUCUGCCGGCCACGGCCCGCGUCCCUGUCGCCGUCAGUCCUGGGGGCCCUGACGCUCUCCACUGCCCUGAAGUGCGGCCCGCGGGGCGGCUGCUCCUUGCUGCUGCGCGUGCUGGCCUCCCUGACGCUGCCUGAGAGCCUGCGGGGCCUGGAGGCCUGCUGCACGAGCCCGGACACCCAGGAGACGCGCUGCCAGAGCGUGCGGGUCUCCCGCGCCCCUCAUCAGCCGCAAGAGGGGCAGCAGCUCCAGGUGCACUUUGACUGCUUCGAGGUGGGCGUGGCCCAGAGCCUCCACGUCACCCUGAGGACUGUCCCGCAUUUCUGUGGGGUCCAGCUGGAGCGGCAGCACCGUGUGGAAGGCUGCGGAGACGAGGACGUGGGGAGGAACGUGCCGGCCUGCCUGGGCGGGAAGCUGUCCUACCGCGUGGACCGCAGCCGCAAGGUCGUCCUGGUCCAGGUGCCGGAGGCCCCCGGGGCUCCUGACUACUUCGUGCGACUCUGCCGCAAGUGGUUCAUCUGCGAGGACGCGGGCGCGCCAGUGCGGGUGACAGCGAACAGCGUCUCCAGGACGGUCUCUCUGCCCUACAGCCAGGAGCUGCCCUGCCUGUGCCUGGAGAGCUGGCCUGCGACCCCAGAUGCAGUGCGGACCCAGACCUGCCCCUUCGAAGCCGACACAGAGGCGCUGUGGGAGGCCAUCCGCUACCACCCCAGGAGCCAGGCGCUCAGCUGGGAGCCCGCCUGCCCCGUGAGCGGCCACGUGAGCCUGUGCUGGCGCCCGGACCCAGGGGCCCAGUGCCUGGAGCUGAAGCGCUCAGACCGGCCGGCCCACGGCAGGGUGCAGUACUCGCUGGUGGACACCCAGCCCCAGCUCUGCCUCAGGUUCUCCACCAGCCAGGGCUUCUGGGUGAGGUGCCCUUUCCAGCAGCCGCGCUUCCCAGCCUGGAAGAUGGCCGUCCAGCCGGCACCCUCGCCGGGCCACCUCCGGGUCACCUUCUUCUCGCCCAGCCCCGCCCGCUUCCAGGUGUGCCUGGGUCACCGAAGGAAGGCGUGGCCCCCUCCCUGCCACCGGCCGCUCCAGGCCACCGUCCUCUCUCCGGCCUCGGCUAAUCUCACCGCGGUCGAAGCCUUCGUGGACGUCCCCAGGGACAAGGCCUGCGGGCCGGACACCUGCAUCCAGGGCUGGAGGACCGACCUGCACUUCUCAGCCCCCCGGCAGCUGUGUGACGUCCCCUGUGGAGAUCGGGGCGUCCCUCGGGCCCAGACUCCUGGGGCCUCGGGCUUGGCCGAAGACAGAGGAACCCCAGCCUCGCCCCCCGACACCCGCAUGCCCACGGCCUUGUGCUCCUACCGCAGGUCGCCCGGGGUAGAGGGGCCUGGGUGUGAGGCCGAGGCCGAGGCCGAGGUCGGCCCUCUGCGUGCGGGCGACCAGCACCGCCUGCUGAAAGAGAACCGUCGCUGCUCCACCGAAGGGCACCUGCACUCUUGCCAGGAAGUCCUGCAGGUCCGUUGCUGGGCUGCGUCUCCUGUCCCCCGGGGCCGUGCGGGUGCCUGUCGGGUGCUGAAGUGA
Molecule: messenger RNA, 1713 nt
Organism: Pteronotus mesoamericanus
Lineage: Eukaryota; Metazoa; Chordata; Mammalia; Chiroptera; Mormoopidae
Gene: IL17REL
Product: interleukin 17 receptor E like
Exons: 18
Coding region: 1-1713 (570 amino acids)
Molecular function (GO): interleukin-17 receptor activity
Source: RefSeq, a predicted model, not a curated record